AUGACAAUUAAGGAAGAACUUGCAACAGUACAGCCACUGUGCCACCCUGAUGAACGCUCAGCACUGUUGCAGUUCAAGGAAAGCUUUGUUAUCAAUAACUCCGCCUCAAGCAGACCUGAAGCCCAUGCGAAAACUGAAUCGUGGAAACAUGAGAGGGAAAGUUCUGACUGCUGCUUGUGGGAUGGGGUCGAGUGUGACAAUAGCACUGGUCAUGUAAUCGGCCUCGACCUUGGAAGUAGUUAUCUCUAUGGUUCAAUCGAUUCCAGAAGCAGCCUCUUCCAUCUUGUUCACCUUCAGUGGCUUAAUCUCGCAGACAAUGUCUUCAAAAAUUCUAAAAUUCCUUCUGAGAUCACGAACCUCUCAAGACUGGCAUCUCUGGACCUCUCUUACUCCAACUUCUCUGGUCAAAUACCGUCAGAGAUCUUACAGCUGACAGAGUUAGAGCUCCUUGAUCUGUCAGGGAACUCAUUGAAGCGCCGGAAGCCAGGCUUGAGGUCUCUGCUUGAGAAUUUAACUAAUCUUCAAGAGCUUUAUCUUACUGAUGUCAGAAUUUCUUCUUCGGUACCUACUAUCUUAGCAAAUUUUUCUUCAUUGAAAGCUUUAAUUUUAUCAAAUUGUGACUUGCAUGGUGAUUUUCCCCCAAGAAUUUUUGAGUUACCCAGUCUUCAGUUUCUCAGCCUGGAGUCCAAUCCGGAUCUGACUGGGUAUUUACCUGAUAUUCAGAGCAAUCACCCUCUUUUGAAAUUAAGCCUUGCAAACACAAAUUUCUUUGGACAGCUGCCAGAAUCAUUGGGGAACUUCAAGUCUUUGGAACUUUUGGACAUUAACAACUGCCAUUUUUCAGGGAAGGUUUUGCUGGCCACGGAUGGUGGCACUCCUCGCCAUUACUCUAGCGCUCCUCUCAGGUUGCCUAGGUUGCUUGAUGGGUUUCUUUUUCCCUGUGCAACACUAGGCUCCCAAGCUUUGAUCGCUUCUCAAGUCCUUUCAUGUGCUAGUCACCACCUUCGUUGCUUGGAUCCUCUUUAUCUAACAGAAUAG
Messenger RNA from Theobroma umbraticum, 1038 nucleotides. The record is from RefSeq and is a predicted model, not a curated record. NCBI's taxonomy places the organism in Eukaryota, Viridiplantae, Streptophyta, Magnoliopsida, Malvales, Malvaceae.